This is a messenger RNA of Lymnaea stagnalis (great pond snail), 168 nucleotides long. NCBI's taxonomy places the organism in Eukaryota, Metazoa, Mollusca, Gastropoda, Lymnaeidae. The record is from the annotation of a GenBank genome assembly.
AGAUUAAAUGAACAACACUUCAUUUACCAACUCCAUUUUACAGGCCAAAAGGCAAAUCCCCACAAAAGAUGUAGGGUUUGCUGCAAGAAUGGCAGCCGUUGCGAGUCAGGAUACUACUGUCCGAAAUGCCCGGGCCAACCAGGGCUUUGUAUUGGACGCUGUUUUGAA